AUGCCUGGCGAGCAAGCCAGCGUUAGUGAAAAAACUAAAUAUCAAUUUAGCCAAGCCAUCACCCGCCAUCAAGUAAAAAAUAACCUUUCAGAAACAGAAAUAGCCAAUAAAUUAGAUUUAGACCGCCAAACUACGACCAGACUUUUACGAGGUUAUGUGGAAAAUUUUUCCUUGGAUAGCUUAACAGGUUAUGUAGAAAAAUUACACUUGCCUUUACAGAUAAAAAAGCCAUUCUAA
Molecule: messenger RNA, 237 nt
Organism: Entrophospora sp. SA101
Lineage: Eukaryota; Fungi; Glomeromycota; Glomeromycetes; Entrophosporales; Entrophosporaceae
Source: the annotation of a GenBank genome assembly